CACCUAUAGUACGCAGAGAACUCCUUUCAUACUGCUGGAUAUCACAGCUCUGAAAAAGCAGCAUUUGGCAAUCAAUGGCGCAGUACGGAUGCUAAAUAUGGUCUUCAGUUUGCAACUUGUUUCUACGAUACUUAUGGCUUUCGCUCGUAUCACCUUCAAUAUAUACUUUUAUUUCAUAGUGAUAAUACAAAAUAGUGUGUCCAUGACCGAUCUACAAAGACAUUCGCUUUACAUGAACUUCAUUAUAUUUAUAACGUAUUACAUUAUUAAAUUAGGAAUGAUACUAUGGGCUUGCGAAACUAGCAAGAAUCAAGCAUUGGAGAUCAAAAGCACAGUUCGCGACGUAUUCAACCACACCAACAAUGAGCAAAUAAAAUACGAGUUGGAACUCUUUUCCUUGCAAGUAUUACAUUGUGAAAAUGUAUUUUCCGCAAAGUGGAUUAUUAUAGAUGCUGCACUCUUUAAAUCGUUAAUAGGUAACAUUACCACAUAUCUACUAAUCUUAGUCCAACUCCUGUACAUGUCAAAGUCUUGCGUUGAAAAUCUGUCUAGUUAAUAAAU
Vollenhovia emeryi is the source of this 561-nucleotide messenger RNA. RefSeq lists its product as uncharacterized. The transcript has 3 exons. Gene Ontology annotation, biological process: sensory perception of taste. Bases 89 to 556 code for a protein of 155 amino acids. The record is from RefSeq and is a predicted model, not a curated record. NCBI's taxonomy places the organism in Eukaryota, Metazoa, Arthropoda, Insecta, Hymenoptera, Formicidae. Gene Ontology annotation, cellular component: membrane.